AUGUCAGGUCCUUUGUCUUCUGGUGAGUUGGUUAAAGCCAAGACCAAACUGUUUUACUGUGUACAGAGAGAGAAAUUUGCUCAGGAAAUUGCAGACUUAAGAAAGGGUAAAUCUCCUGCAAGGAGUUCUCCAUUGUGUAGACUAGAUCCCUUUGUAGACGAUGAAGGCCUGUUGAGAAUUAAAGGACGUUUGGAGAAUGCAGACUUGAGUUUUGAAAGCAAGCAUCCUAUUAUAGUUCCUUCCGGUCAGGUUGCUAAGCUCUUGGUUCAAUUUCAACAUAUUUUCCUGAAGCAUGCUGGAGUAUCCACCAUUGUCUCUACAUUAAGAGGCAGCUAUUGGAUAGUGGGAGUGAGACGAAUUGCUAAAACUGUUUGUAGAGUGUGUGUUCGGUGUAAGAGGUAUGAUUCCAGGGCUUGUAAUCAGCCUGCUGCACCCCUACCAGGAUUAAGAGUUAAGACUGCUCCUCCUUUUACUGUGACAGGUCUUGAUUAUGCUGGUCCUCUCUUUUGUAUUGAUUUACCUUCCAAGAAAUUAUACAUUUUGUUUACAUGUGCAGUAAUAAGAGCAGUGCACCUAGAACUUACCGACUCAUUAUCUCUCUCUGACUGCAUGCUGGCUUUACGUAGAUUUGCAGCACGAAGAGGCAUUCCUUCUGUUUUUUACUCAGAUAAUGCUAAAACAUUUGUGGGUGCAGCUCGUCAACUUCAGCAAGAAUAUGGCCCACUGUCUCCUCAGUGGAAAUUCAUUGUUCCCCGUUCUCCAUGGUGGGGAGGUUGGUGGGAAUGUUUGAUUAGGUCUGUUAAGUCUGCUUUGAGGAAAACAAUAGGUGUUAGAUGUCUGUCAAGAAUUGAGCUUGAGACCACUCUUCAUGAAGUUGAGGUUUGUGUAAAUUCUAGACCUUUGACCUUUGUUGAAGAUGAACCUGAUGUUUCAAAUCCUUUGACUCCUUCACACUUUCUCAUUGGACGUAAUGCUGGAUUCCAACUUGAGAUUAGUGAUCAACCUUCAUAUGUUACAAGACAGGAUUUAAUUAUCCGAGAAAGUGUUCGUCAGCAGCAACUUGAUAAAUUUUGGAAAUUAUGGAGCAAUGAUUAUUUAAGAAAUUUGCCACCUGUUGUGAAAGGAUUUGUGCAAAAUUGCAAUGUACAGAAAGGUGCUGUUGUCCUAGUCAGAGAAGACCAUGUUCCUAGGCUUAAAUGGCCACUAGGUGUAGUUACAGAAGUAUUCCCAGGUAAUGAUAAUAUCAUUAGGAGUGUUAGGGUCAAAACUGACAAAGGAACAGUCAAUAGACCAGUGCAGAAGUUGCAUGAUCUUGAAAUGUAUAGUCCUCUGUAUGAAGAUUCUGAAGAAAAUGUUACACCAUCAGUUCCUGGAACCAGUGAAAAUAGUGCCUCUGAGCCUUGUGAAGAGAACAUUUUGAAACCUACCUCCUAUAGUCGACGGGGUCGUGCAGUAAGAACCCCAGUGAAACUUGACUUGUAA
Molecule: messenger RNA, 1482 nt
Organism: Penaeus monodon (black tiger shrimp)
Lineage: Eukaryota; Metazoa; Arthropoda; Malacostraca; Decapoda; Penaeidae
Exons: 1
Coding region: 1-1482 (493 amino acids)
Biological process (GO): DNA integration
Molecular function (GO): nucleic acid binding
Source: RefSeq, a predicted model, not a curated record